AAAUGACAGUUUUAUAGACACCGAUAGAAGGAUCCUGCGUGUCUUGUGGCCAACCAAAGGAAUGAGAGAACUAGGCGGUUGCUUAGGAACCAACUACCACCGGAGAGAUGACAGAAUCGGAUGCAUGAUAACAAAUGACAUCUCUGUUAGGCAAUUUUUUUAGGGCCUCAAAAUGGGAUAGUAGUGAGCACCUCAAGGAAACCCGUAACAGGACUGGGCGGAAACUGGGCAGGAAUCGAAACCUUAGUAAACGGAUAAACUCGGACAAACAGAAGAGGAAGAAAAAACGUGAAAUUCAUCGGAGUGCAACGUAGCAAUGCUCUCCAAAUACGAAAAAGAGCUUCUUGUAAUUAUUUGGGGAAAGGCGUCCGUAUAUGCUGAAGACAUUGGUGCUGAAUCCCUUUUAAGAAUGUUCACUUGCUUUCCGAAAACCAAGACGUAUUUCGCCCACUUAGACAUCGGUCCUGGGUCUGCACAUCUCCGUUCCCAUGGUAAGAAGAUCAUACUGGCGAUAGCAGAAGGGGCUAAGAACAUCAGCAGUCUGACCACCACCCUGGCUCCCCUCAGCGUGCUGCACGCCUACCAGCUAAGAAUACACCCCACUAAUUUCAAGCUCUUGUCUCACUGUAUCCUCGUCACACUGGCCAACCGGAUGGCUGAUGAGUUCACGCCCGUAACACAUGCUGCCCUAGAUAAGUUCCUCUCGGCGUUCUCAGCUGUGCUCGCUGAGAAAUACAGAUAAGAAGUCUUAUAGCAACCUGAACACUGAAUUUGCACUGUACAAAUAUACAUGCUUUGUAUAAAAUUGUUUCAAGCAUAUCUGUGAAUUUAUGUUUCAUGUGAGUCGACCCCGUGAAUUUGUGAAUAAAAAAAUUGAAAUUCAUAUCCGCCUA
This is a messenger RNA of Paramormyrops kingsleyae, 893 nucleotides long. RefSeq names its product hemoglobin alpha embryonic-4 (gene hbae4). Gene Ontology annotation, molecular function: haptoglobin binding; oxygen binding; organic acid binding. Gene Ontology annotation, biological process: hydrogen peroxide catabolic process; oxygen transport. Gene Ontology annotation, cellular component: blood microparticle; haptoglobin-hemoglobin complex; hemoglobin complex. The record is from RefSeq and is a predicted model, not a curated record. Lineage: Eukaryota; Metazoa; Chordata; Actinopteri; Osteoglossiformes; Mormyridae.